Coregonus sp. 'balchen' is the source of this 14296-nucleotide messenger RNA. NCBI's taxonomy places the organism in Eukaryota, Metazoa, Chordata, Actinopteri, Salmoniformes, Salmonidae. The record is from the annotation of a GenBank genome assembly.
AUGAAGGAGGAGAAAAAAAAGGUAAAUGGCGACGUCUUGGGGGGGGGGGGUUGGUAGUUGUGUGUGGGGGGUGUGGGUUGGGGUGGGGUGGGGGUGGUGUGAGGGGGGGUGUGUGUGUGUGGGUGGGGUGUUGGGUGUGGGUGGGGGUGGUUUUGUUGGGGGGUGUGGGGUUUGGGGUGUUCUGGGGGGCGUGGGUGUGGGAAAGGGGUGUUUGUGGUUUGUUUGGGGGGGGGUGUGUAUAGGUUAAACUUCAAAAGUUUGGUUUAAUAUCCUCGUUUUGUAAGUAUAUGAGCAGAAUUUGCUCUGAAUUGAGUCUGGAAGAUGAUUGGGUGGAAAGAGGACCACUGUGACAACCACGCUGAGAUCCUACGCCAGACAUCAGGAUAGAACAGCUGCCCGGAGCCAACCCACGACUCUCAGACACUACAGACAUUUACUGAGUUAAGCCUUAUGUUUUUGCGGUUUUGCUUAAAGUUGGGCCCCCGCCCACUCCGCCCUUGGACUGGCUAUUAUCACGGGGAUCAGGGUAUAAACAUUGUGGUGCAGGAGUGAUAUAGUGCGUGGUUUGCUCGGGGGGUGUGCCCGUGGGUUUUUUUUUCUGUUAAUGGUGAGUGGGGGUUUGGGGUGGUGGUAGGUGAGUAGCGUAAAACUGCAGAAUUUGACAUACGAAAGUAUAUGUUUGUAACAAGAAUUUAACCGGAUGGAAAAGAGACCAAUGUAGGAAAAAAAAAGGAUCGUAGCCUCCGACGAACCAAACCUUUUAUGAGUUCACCCUGAGGAAAAGGGGACAAAGGCCCGGACAAGGUAGACCACAACCCCCACCACACACACAUCCCGCACCACCCAAAAACACUAAAAAGGGGCAAAAGAGAAAAGAAACAAACCAACCAAAAAACAGGAAAAAAAAGGAAAAAAAAAAAAAUAAAUAAAACAAAAGAAAGAAAAAAAAAACAAAAAAGAAAAAAAAAAAGAAAAAGAAAAGAAAAAAAAGAAAAAAAAAAAAAGAAACAAAGGAAAAAAAGAAAACAACAAAAACAAAAAUAGAAAAAUAAAAAAGAAGAAAAAGAAAAAAAACAAAAAAAAAAAAAAAAAAAAAAAUAAAAAAAAAAAAAAAAAAAGAAAAAAAAAAAAAGAAAAAAAAAAAAAAAAAAAAAAAAAAAAAAAAAAAAAAAAAAAAAAAAAUAAAAAAAAAAAAAAUAAAAGAAAAAAAAAAAAAAAAAGAAAAAAAAAAAAAAAAGAAAAAAAAAAAAAAAAAAAAGAAAAAAAAAAAAAAAAAAAAAAAAAAAAAAAAAAAAAAAAAAAUAAAAAAACAAAAAAAAAAAAAAAAACAAAAAAAGGGGAAAAAAAAAAAAAAAAAGAAAAAAAAAAAAAAAACAAAAAAAGAAAAAAAAAAAAAAAAAAAAAAAAAAGAAAAAAAAGAAAAAAAAAAAAAAAAAUAAAACCCCUCUCUCUCUCUUUCUCUCUCUAUCCCCAGGAUGAGGAGGUUCCUCCUGUGUCGUUUCUGAAGGUGUUGAAGCUGAACCUUCCUGAGUGGCCCUAUAUGGUGGUUGGUGUGAUCUGUGCCACUAUCAACGGAGGCAUGCAGCCUCUCUUCGCUGUCAUCUUCUCUAAAAUCAUCGCUGUAUGUUAAAUAUCAGUUAAUACCAGUUAUCAUCAUUCAAUGUUUACUCAUUUAUUUCAGUUUAUUCAUCUUAUCCCAAGUCAUUGCUGUAAGUUGAAUUAGUCAUAUUCCAUCAAAUAGCAUCACCUCAGAUGAUCAUGUUUGUGUUGUUGUCAUGUUUCAGGUGUUUGCAGAGCAAGACCAAGAACUGGUUAGACAACGCUCCUCCUUCUACUCUAUCAUGUUCGCCGUCAUUGGAGUCGUCUCCUUCAUAACCAUGUUCCUACAGGUAAGCACACACCUCACCUAAUGCUAAAUAAUAGGAUGAAUGAUCAACAGACAGACUUCUCACUUUCUGACCAAAUUACCACAGAAUGUGGGAGCGAUUAGGUUUGUAUCUAUCCUACAGCAGUUCAGUGGCCCCCCUUGUGUUUCUACAGCAUCUUGAAGUUUUACUUACUAUGACUGUGAUAUGUGGUUGUCUUCUCUCCAGGGAUUCUGUUUUGGGAAGGCUGGUGAGAUUCUGACCAUGAAGCUGAGACUGAUGGCCUUUAAAGCUAUGAUGAGACAGGUAAGACAGUUUAUUUAGGCUUAUAGAGUGUUUAAUAAAGGUAAGGCUGUUUAUUUAGGCUUAUAAUGUUUUAAUAAAGGUAAGGCUGUUUAUUAAGCCUUAUAGUGUUUAAUAAAGGUAAUACUGUUUAUUAAGCCUUAUAGAGUGUUUAAUAAAGGUAAGGCUGUUUAUUUAGGCUUAUAUAGUUUUUAUAGGCUCAUAUAGGUUAUAGGGCUUAUGGAGUGUUUAUAAAGGCUCAUAGAGGUUAUAGAGACAAUUUUAACAUGUAACUCUCUCCGUUCUCCUGUAGGAGUUGGGCUGGUAUGACAGUCACAAGAACAGUGUUGGAGCUCUCACCACUAGACUGGCUACAGACGCAGCACAAGUACAGGGGGUAAGUAGUAAGCACACACAUGAACACACAACACACACACACACACACAAACACACACACACACACACACUAACCCUCCCUCCCUCUCCAGGCUACAGGAGUGCGUUUGGCCACUCUGGCCCAGAACGUGGCUAACCUGGGCACCAGUCUGAUCAUCUCGUUUGUGUACGGCUGGCAGCUGACUCUUCUCAUCCUGUGUGUGGUACCUGUCAUGGCUGUAGCUGGAGGCAUACAGAUGAAGAUGCUCUCUGGUCACGCUGUCAAAGACAAGAAAGAGCUAGAACAGGCUGGCAAGGUACACAACCCCCCGUCUUAUGCACUCUCUUCAUAUCUCCCAAAGUUUGCCACAGUGAAUAUCUAUACGUUCUUCUCUCGAGUCUAACCAGUGUGUGUGUGUGUGACAGAUUGCCACAGAAGCCAUAGAGAACAUCCGUACGGUGGCGUCUCUCACCAGAGAGCAGAAGUUUGAGUCUCUGUACCAGGAGAACCUCAUAGUGCCUUACAAGUACGUGUGCUACAAAGUUGAUAAUUUCCAUUAUAAAAAAAGUCCUAUUCAUUGCUGUGUUUUUAAUGUGUCAACAGUAUCAGUCUUGUAAAUGUACUAUAUAACUUUUGUUUAUGUAAUCACCCCUCUCUUUAAUCCCCCCCCCCCUCUCUCUUUCCCUCUGUAGGAACUCUCAGAAGAAGGCCCAUGUGUAUGGCAUCACAUUCUCCUUCUCUCAGGCUAUGAUCUACUUUGCCUAUGCAGGCUGCUUCCGCUUCGGAGCCUGGCUCAUAGAGGAAGGCAUUAUGACCUUCGAAAAUGUCUUCCUGUGAGUAUAGCAGCUACCUUACUUACAUACUUCAGUCAAGUGUCCAUGUUCACAACUGUCCUUAUAGCCUUUUGCUAUGUGACUAUAAGGCCAUGUUGGAACGACUCAAUUGCUUCCCUAAUAUGGGUGCUGGGUGGAGACAGGUACAGUAGUGUUCCGGAUGUUGUGUACAUUGUACAGUAGAGCUCAGGUACAGUAGAACACACCCCGGCCCAGCUAGGCCUGACAGGAAUAUCAGGUAUUACAGUGGUCAAAGGUGGUUGUGGUUAAUCAUUACCUCACUGGGAAGUGUGUUGGAGGUCAACGCUGAUCUAGGGACUCAUCAUCGUAGCAUCAAUGGCCAUUUAGCCAUGACAUUGCUGACGUGACCCAUAGAAACUGACGUUAUAGAGUAGAUAUCACGACUAACGGCUACACGACUAAAGGCUUGGAUUACAUUUUAUUUGAAAAGGUGUACAUAAGGCAGUCAUAACACUGUAAUAACAGCAACAUAACAUCUGUCAUAAACAUAUGUUACUAUUGUCAUUAAAGCUGCAAUAUGUCACUUUUUGGGUGACCCGACCAAAUGCACAUAGAAAUGUAUGUUAUAGAUCUGCCAUUGUCAUUGAAAGCAAGUCUAAGAAGUGGUAGGUCUGUUCUAUUUGCACUGUUUCUAUGUUUCCGUUCUUAAGCUUUGUUUUUGCGUCUUUUACUUGACUCGUUUUUUUACACCAGCGACAAACAGCUGAACAUAUUUUGGGUUAUUGAAAAUAUAUUUCACAGCGGUUUAGAUGCUACAAUGAUUCUCUUUUGCAUGUUUUGUCACAUAAACAAAAAUUUGGCAAACUAUUAGGCGCGAUUUCUGCACAUUGCACCUUUAAGUGUCAUGUGGUUCUAAUAUGUCACUUUCAAUGUCAAGUAGAAAUUUCUCUGGCAUGACAUCAAGAUAAUUUAAAUUGAACUUAAAUUAGACUUUAGCGAGCUUGAUACAAUAGUUUCUGAGAUUGAUACACUGUUUUAGCAUUUGUGACGCAAAAGCAAUGCAAUUUCGCGCUUCAUGUUGUCAGGAGUGUCAGUGUAAUGCGGUGGAUCGAAGUCAGGCGCAGGACACAGAACUCUAUGAAAACGUACUUUACUGAAUAAGUAAAGAACCAAUACAAAAUACCUCCACACAGGGAGGAACAAACCCGCUCACCAAACGACACACGAAACGAAAAACAAACACGCACAAAACACAAUGGGAGCCACCGGGUUAAAUAGGGAAGGAGAAAUUACAUGAUGGAAAACAGGUGUGUGACAAUCAGACAACAACAGGUAGAACAUAGAAACAUAGAUCGGCAGCAGCUAGUAUUCCGGUGACGACGAACGCCGAAGCCUGCCCGAGCAAGGAGGAGGGGCAGCCUUGGCAGAAUCCGUGACAGUACCCCCCCCCCCCCCCCCGAUGCGCGGCUCCAGCCAUGCGUCGACACCGGCCUCGGGGACGGCCAGGAGGACGCGGUGCGGGGCGAGUCGGAUGACUGCGGUGGAAAUCCGUCAACAUGGAGGGAUCGAGGAUGUCCCUCCUAGGGACCCAGCACCAUUCCUCCGGACCGUACCCCUCCCACUCCACAAGAUACUGCAGGCCUCCCACCCGACGCCUCGAAUCCAAGAUGGAACGGACCGAGUACGCCGGUGCCCCCUCGAUGUCCAGUGGGGGUGGAGGAACCGCCCGUAUCUCAGACUCCUGGAGUGGACCAGCUACUACCGGCCUGAGGAGAGACACAUGGAACGAGGGGUUAAUACGAUAAUCAGGAGGAAGCUGUAACCUAUAACAUACCUCGUUCAAUCUCCUCAGGACUUUGAAUGGCCCCACGGGGCAUACACCGGAGCCUCACUGCGGUGGCGGUCGGCGCUCGCCUUUUGUCCGCCCGAUGGCCCAUUGCAGGCGCACAUGGGCAGCGUUCCAGGUCCCCUGCGAGCGCCGAAACCAUUCAUCCACCGCAGGUGCCUCGAUCUGGUUCUGAUGCCAAGGUGCCAGAACCGGCUGAUAACCUAAUACACACUGGAAUGGAGAAAGGUUAGUGGAGGAGUGGCGGAGUGAGUUUUGGGCCAUCUCUGCCAAGGGGAGGAAAACCGACCACUCCCCCCGCCGGUCCUGGAAAUACGAUCUCAGAAACCUACCCACCUGCUGGUUUACUCUCUCCACCUGCCCGUUACUUUCGGGGUGAAACCCUGAGGUCAGGCUGACCGAGACUCCCAGACGUUCCAUGAACGCCCUCCAGACUCUCGAGGUGAACUGGGAACCCCGAUCAGACACUAUAUCCUCAGGUACCCCAUAGUGCUGGAAGACGUGUGUAAAUAGGGCCUCAGCAGUCUGUAGGGCCGUAGGGAGACCGGGCAGAGGAAUGAGGCAGCAGGACUUAGAAAACCGAUCCACAACGACCAGGAUCGUGGUGUGGAGGUGGGAAGAUCCGUCACGAAGUCCACCGAUAGGUGGGACCACGGUCGUUGUGGAACGGGUAGGGGUUGCAAUUUCCCUCUGGGCAGGUGUCUAGGAGCCUUACACUGGGCGCACAUCGAGCAGGAGGAAACAUAAACCCUCACAUCCUUAGCUAAGGUGGGCCACCAGUACUUCCCACUAAGACAAUGCACUGUCUGACCGAUGCCAGGAUGACCAGAGGAGAGUGACGUGUGAGCCCAAUAGAUCAAACGAUCGCGGACCUCCAGCGGGACGUACACACGACCCUCUGGAUACUGGGGAGGAGUGGCACCUCCCACACCACCGGUCACACCAGACACGACGCCGGAAGUAUGGGAGUGGGCUCCACGGAACUCUCCUCCGUGUCAUACAGUCGGGACAGAGCAUCUGCCUUAGCGUUCUGGGAACCUGGCCUGUAAGAAAGGGUGAAAACAAAACGGGCGAGAAACAUGGACCACCUUGCCUGGUGAGGGUUUAAUCUCCUCGCCGCCUGGAUGUACUCCAGAUUGCGGUGGUCAGUCAAAAUUAGAAAAGGGUGUUUAGCCCCCUCAAGCCAAUGUCUCCACGCUUUCAGGGCUUGGACCACAGCCAACAGCUCCCGGUCCCCCACAUCAUAGUUGCGCUCCACUGGGCUGAACUUCUUCGAAAAGAACGCACAGGGGCGGAGCUUGGGUGGUGUGCCCGAGCGCUGGGAAAGUACAGCACCUAUCCCAGCCUCUGACGCGUCCACCUCAACCGGAGGGAUCCGGAUGAGCCAGCACUGGAGCCGAGGUAAAUAGGUUUUUCAGAUGACUGAACGCCCUGUCUGCCUCAGCUGACCACCGCAGGCGCACCGGUCCCCCCUUCAGCAACAAGGUAAUGGGAGCCGCUACCUGACCAAAGCCCUGGAUAAAUCUCCGGUAGUAAUUGGCAAACCCCAAAAAUUGCUGCACCUCCUUCACCGUGGUUGGAGUCGCCCAAUUACGCACGGCCGAAAUGCGGUCACUCUCCAUCCUCACCCCAGACGCGGGCAUGUGGUACCCUAGGAAGGAGAUGGACUCCUGGAAGAACAGGCAUUUCUCCGCCUUGGCAUACAGGUCAUGCUUCAACAGUCGUCCAAGCACUUUACGCACCAGGGACACAUGCUCGGCCCGUGUAGCAGAGUAUAUGAGAAUGUCAUCUAUAUACACCACUACACCCUGUCCGUGCAGAUCCCUGAAAAUCUCAUCGACAAAGGAUUGGAAGACUGAUGGAGCAUUCAUCAACCCGUAUGGCAUGACGAGGUACUCAUAGUGUCCUGAGGUAGUACUGAAUGCCGUCUUCCACUCAUCUCCCUCCCGGAUACGCACCAGGUUGUACGCGCUCCUGAGAUCCAAUUUCGUGAAGAAGCGCGCCCCGUGCAAUGACUCUGUCAUACAAGCUAUCAGAGGUAAUGGAUAGCUGUACUUGACGGUGAUCUGAUUAAGACCACGGUAAUCAAUGCACGGGCGUAACCCACCAUCCUUCUUCUUCACGAAAAAGAAAUUUGAGGAAACAGGUGAAGUGGAAGGCCGAAUGUAUCCCUGUCUCAGAGAUUCGGAAACAUAUGUUUCCAUAGCCGCCUUCUCCUCCUGUGACAGAGGGUACACGUGACUCCGAGGAAGUGCAGCGCCCACCUGGAGAUUUAUCGAACACAAUGUAUGUGGUAAUUUAGUCACCCUCUUUUUACUGAAGGCGAGAGCCAAAUCGGCAUACUCUGAAGGAAUGUGCAUUGUGGAGACCUGGUUUGGACACUCCACCGUAGUAGCCCCUAAGGAAACCCCUACACACCUCCCUGAGCACUGACUGGACCAUCCCUUGAGAGCCCUUUGUUGCCAGGAAAUAGUGGGAUCAUGAGUGGUUAACCAGGGAAGUCCCAACACCACAGGAUACGCAGGAGAAUCAAUCAGAUAGAGACUAAGCCUCUCCUCAUGACCCCCCUGCGUCCUCAUUAAGAGUGGUGCGGUGACCUCCCUGAUUAGGCCUGACCCUAACGGGCGACUAUCUAAUGCAUGUACAGGGAAGGGCACAUCAACACGAACAGUGGGAAUCCCUAAACUAAGUGAAUACUGACGAUCAAUAAAAUUCCCAGCUGCGCCUGAAUCUACUAGUGCCUUAUGCUGGGAAUGAGGAGAAAACUCUGCGAAAACAACCUCAAUACACAGCUGACCAACAGGGAGCUCUGGGUGAGUCGGGUGCUUACUCACCUGAGAUGGUCGACCAGUGCUCUGCCUACUGCCUCGACUCCCUGGGGACCCUCCCCAGCACCGACCCGCAGUGUGUCCUCUGCGGCCACAGUUGGUGCAGGGGACGGCCCCUCUCCUGGUCUCCCUAAGCGCAGCACCUCCGAGCUCCAUGGGGGUAGGGUCGGAGAUGCUGGGAGAUGGACUGGACGGGCCCUGAUCAGAACGUCCGCGGGUCUCCAACAGGUUAUCCAGCCUGAUGGACAUCUCCACCAGUUGGUCCAGGUUGAGGUUGGUAUCCCUGCAGGCCAGUUCCCGCCGAACGUCCUCCCUUAGGCUGCAUCAAUAGUGGUCGAUCAGGGCCCUCUCAUUCCAUCCUGCGCUGGCUGCCAGAGUCCUGAACUCCAGCGCAAAAUCCUGGGCGCUCCUCCUCUCCUGUCUUAGGUGGAACAGACGCUCUGUGAAAUCCUCAUAGCGGACAGAUGUAGCGUCAAUUCCUCCCCACUCAGCGUUGGCCCACUCGGCGUUGGCCCACUCGAGCACCUUCCCCGACAGACAGGAGAUGAGGGCGGACACGCUCUCGUAUCCCGAGGGCACCGGGUGAAUGGUUGCCAGGUAGAGCUCUACCUGGAGAAGGAAACCCUGACACCCGGCUGGUGUACCGUCAUAUGCCCUCGGGAGCGAGAGCCGAAUCCCAUUGGACCCAGGUGGCGAAGGGGUGGACAGUGGUAUGGGUGGUUGAGUGGUUGGAGGAGGUGUAGGAAAGCCACCUCUACCCCAUCGGUCCACAGCAUUUACCACUCUCUCCAAAGCGGUACCGAGAGCCUGGAUCAUGCUCUCCUGUCGUUGAACGCGUUCCUCCAUCGAUCUGAACUGACUGGCUGUAUCUGCUGACUCCAUUUUGGUGCGUGUUUCUGUCACGAGUGUCAGUAUAAUGCGGUGGAUCGAAGUCAGGCGCAAGACACAGAACUCUAUGAAAACGUACUUUACUGAAUAAGUAAAGAACCAAUACAAAAUACCCCCACACAGGGAGGAAAAAACCCACUCACCAAACGACACACGAAACGAAAAACAAACACGCACAAAACACAAUGGGAGCCACCGGGUUAAAUAGGGAAGGAGAAAUUACAUGAUGGGAAACAGGUGUGUGACAAUCAGACAACAACAGGUAGAACAUAGAAACAUAGAACAUAGAUCAGCAGCAGCUAGUAUUCCGGUGACGACGAAUGCCGAAGCCUGCCCGAGCAAGGAGGAGGGGCAGCCUCGGCAGAAUCCGUGACACAUGUCCAAAUCAUAGCAUCUUAAAUUGAUUGUGUAACUGUAACUCGAUGCAGUUAUUUAUCGCUUUUCAUUACAGUGUUAUCUCAAAGCUCUACAUGGGCAGAUCAUUUGAAUCAAGGCAGGUAAUAGCAAUAGUAGGCUAGGUGCUAAAAUAGCCAAAUCGGCAUACUCUGAAGGAAUGUGCAUUGUGGAGACCUGGUUUGGACACUCCACCGUAGUAGCCCCUAAGGAAACCCCUACACACCUCCCUGAGCACUGACUGGACCAUCCCUUGAGAGCCCUUUGUUGCCAGGAAAUAGUGGGAUCAUGAGUGGUUAACCAGGGAAGUCCCAACACCACAGGAUACGCAGGAGAAUCAAUCAGAUAGAGACUAAGCCUCUCCUCAUGACCCCCCUGCGUCCUCAUUAAGAGUGGUGCGGUGACCUCCCUGAUUAGGCCUGACCCUAACGGGCGACUAUCUAAUGCAUGUACAGGGAAGGGCACAUCACACGAACAGUGGGAAUCCCUAAACUAAGUGAAUACUGACGAUCAAUAAAAUUCCCAGCUGCGCCUGAAUCUACUAGUGCCUUAUGCUGGGAAUGAGGAGAAAACUCUGCGAAAACAACCUCAAUACACAGCUGACCAACAGGGAGCUCUGGGUGAGUCGGGUGCUUACUCACCUGAGAUGGUCGACCAGUGCUUUUCAGAUUAGGACUAUGAGAAAGAUAGUCUGUAGAAAGGUGUUUUAAGGCUCGUUUUAAAGGCUCCAAUUGAUGUAGCGGCUCUCAGAUGGUCAGGGAGAGCAUUCCAUAGGCGAGGGGCAAUGGAACAGAAGGCUCGGUUCCCAAUAGUACAGAGAUGUGUCUUGGGCACUUGAAGCAGUGGUGAUUUGAACAUGAAGCUCGUAAAUAUAAUGUUGGUAACAUUGACUUGCAUUGUAUUUGUGCCCCAAAUGCUAAAAAGUUAGCAUCUGGAAACAGUGGCCAGGUAAACAAAACCAAAGCAGCCCAUUGACUGCUUAAAGGGUAAGGAAACCAAUAUGUAAUUUUGUACUUUGGGUGAACUAUCCCUUUAAGAUACAUGUUAGAUGGAUAGUAACCUGUUCUCUGUGUCUCUCUCUCUCCAGGGUGAUCUCUGCAGGGUGAACUAUCCAUUUAAGAUACAUGUUAGCCAGAGAGUAACCUGUUCUCUCUGUCUCUCUCCAGGGUGAUCUCUGCAGUGCUGUACGGAGCCAUGGCAGUAGGAGAGGCCAACUCCUUUACGCCUAACUAUGCCAAGGCCAAGAUAUCAGCAUCUCACCUUAUGUUCCUCAUCAACAGAGAACCUGCCAUAGACAACUGCUCACAGGAGGGAGAAACACCGGUACACACACACACACGCACACACACGCACACACACACACGCACGCACGCACGCACGCACGCACGCACGCACGCACGCACGCACGCACGCACACACGCACACCACGCACGCACCCACGCACGCACACACACACACACACACACACACACACACACACACACACACACACACACACACACACACACACACACACACACACACACACAUACACACACACACACACACACAGUGGCUAUCACAGUGAAGAGGUGUGGAGUGAUUGUAUAGUACAUGCCAGGGGAUUAUUUCAUGAACUGAUGUUCUUCUGCCUCCCUCUCUUCCCUCCAGGACCACUUUGAUGGUAACGUGCGUUUCGAGGGGGUGACGUUCAACUACCCGUCCCGUCCAGACCUUGCUGUCCUGCAGGGGCUGGAGCUGAAGGUGCAGAAGGGACAGACUCUAGCCCUGGUGGGCAGCAGUGGCUGUGGGAAGAGUACCACCAUACAAUUACUGGAGCGAUUCUACGACCCACUACAGGGCACAGUGGUGAGUCCACACACACACACACACGGUUCACACACACACACACACACGGUACACACACAUGUUAUGUUUUUCUAUCCUCGUGGGGACAUAGAAUUAAUUUCCAUUCAAAAUCCUAUUUUCCCUAACUCCUAACCCUAACCCUUACCAUAACCCAAACCCUAAACUUAACUCCUAAUCCUAAUUGUAACCCUAACCCUAAACCUAACCCCUAAGCUUAAAAUAGCCUUUGUCCUCAUGGGGACGUGGAAAUGUCCCACAAGGGAUAAUUUUUGUUUUACUAUCCUUGUGGGGACUUUGGGGGAUUUCAGGUCCCCACAAGGAUAGAAGAACGAACUCACACAUACACACACACAUUCCCACAAACACCGCACAUUCCCACAAACAUAGACUCUUUCACACGUGUAUACACACAUUGAUUAUUAAAGCUAUAUGUACUGUAUGUUUAAUGAUCACUGUCACCAGUCAGACAGUGAGAUAUUUGCUAGAAUUUUUAUAUGCAAAAAUACAUGAAAACAUAGAGCACUCAAUGUGUUCUCCAUGUGUCUCCAUGUGUCUUCCAUGUGUUCUCCAUGUGUCUCCAUGUGUCCUCCAUGUGUCUCCAUGUGUCCUCCAUGUUCUCCAUGUGUCUCCAUGUGUUCUCCAUGUGUCUCCAUGUGUCCUCCAUGUGUCCUCCAUGUGUUUCCAUGUGUUCUCCAUGUGUCCUCCAUGUGUCUCCAAGUGUCCUCCAUGUGUCUUCAUGUGUCCUCCAUGUGUCUCCAUGUGUCCUCCAUGUGUCUCCAUGUGUUUCCAUGUGUUCUCCAUGUGUCUCCAUGUGUCUCCAUGUGUUCUCCAUGUGUUUCCAUGUGUCUUCAUGUGUCUCCAUGUGUUCUCCAUAUGUCUCCAUGUGUCUCCAUGUGUCCUCCAUGUGUUUCCAUGUGUUUCCAUGUGUCCUCCAUGUGUUUCCAUGUGUUUCCAUGUGUUAUCCAUGUGUUUCCAUGUGUCUCCAUGUGUCUCCAUGUGUCCUCCAUGUGUCUCCAUGUGUCCUCCAUGUGUUUCCAUGUGUUUCCAUGUGUCUCCAUGUGUCCUCCAUGUGUUCUCCAUGUGUUUCCAUGUGUCCUCCAUGUGUCCUCCAUGUGUUCUCCAUGUGUUUCCAUGUGUCCUCCAUGUGUCCUCCAUGUGUUUCUAUGUGUCCUCCAUGUGUCUCCAUGUGUUCUCCAUGUGUCCCGUGUAGCUCAGUUGGUAGAGCAUAGCGUUAGCAACGCCAGGGUUGUGGGUUCGAUUCCCACGGGGGGCCAGUAUGAAAAUGUAUGCACUCACUAACUGUAAGUCGCUCUGGAUAAGAGUGUCUGUUAAAUGACGUAAAUGUAAAUGUAAUGUGUCCUCCAUGUGUUUGCCAUCGUUCUCCUUGUGUAACUGUGUAGAUAUUGUCCUACUGAAACAGGGUUCUAUAAUUACUGAUUGACAGGCCAGGAUGUUGACACUGUUGCUUCAUAACCCUCUACUGUACUGAGACCUUGUGGGUUAUGUUCCUGCUCAAAGUGCAUGUGUGCGUGUGUGGGUUAUUGCCCAGCUAAGGCCACUGAUAAAAUGACAAACAUUAGAGGAUUAUCCAACUUUGAUGUUAACUCUUCCACCUCCUCUUCUUCCUCAGAUGUUGGAUGACAGUGAUGCUAAGAAGCUUAACAUCCAUUGGCUGAGGGCCCAGAUGGGCAUCGUAUCCCAGGAGCCCGUGCUGUUUGACUGUAGUCUGGCAGAGAACAUUGCCUACGGAGACAACACACGCAAAGUUACCAUGGAGGAGAUCCAGAGUGCUGCUAAAGCUGCCAACAUACACAGCUUCAUAGACGACCUGCCUCAGGUACACACUAAUACUACUACCACCAAUACUACUGUAACCACUACUACCACCAAUACUACUACUGUAGUCCCCUGUAGCUCAGUUGGUAGAGCAUGGCGCUUGCAACGCCAGGGUUGUGGGUUAGUUUCCCACGGGGGGGGGGGGGCAGUAUGAAAAUGUAUGCACUAACUGUAAGUCGCUCUGGAUAAGAGCGCCUGCUAAAUUACUAAAAUGUACUACCACCAAUACUACUACUGUCACCACUACUACUAUUGCUACUGAUUUUACUAAUACUACUACUGCUGCUGCUACUACUACUGUAAGCAUUUUCUGCUUUUGUAAGUUUGGUUUCUUGAGAUCUCCACAUCAGCACCAAGACCCUAAUAGCGGCUGCAUGGUCAGAUAACCACAGACAGACUGAUAGUGGUAUCAGCUUCUCUCAGAUGCCGUGCCAGAGAUAACACUGCAGGUCAUUACUGGACUCAUAAAGCUCAUGUCAUUUUAGUGCUGUUCCCUGUGUAAGGGUCUUACACUGUCUUUCACUAGGAGGGUUUUCACACACAGAUUAAGCCUAGUCCUGGAUUUAAAAAGCAAUUUUCAAUGGUGAAUGUGUGUUAGUCCAGGGCUAGAUUUAGGCCGGGAUUCGAUGCAAGGCGCAUUGUAGCAUAGAGCACUACACAGCCAACAAUACGCCUUUUAAAGGCAUUUUCCCCAGGCGUUCGCGUUCAUGGUAAACGCUACGCAUCUCAGCUCAAUCGUAAAUUUAAUCCCGGCCUUAAUCUGUGUUGGGGAAACCAGCCCUAGGAUUUACUUAUGUCCUGUGUGAGAUGACGAGGAUAACCUGUCUUUCUUUCUUUCCCUCCCCUCAUCCCUUCAUCCCACUGAGUAGAAGUAUGACACCCAAGCCGGUGACAAGGGGACCCAGUUGUCAGGAGGUCAGAAGCAGCGUAUAGCCAUCGCCAGAGCCAUCCUCCGCAACCCCAAAGUCCUGCUGCUGGACGAGGCCACCUCCGCACUGGACACAGAGAGCGAGAGGGUGAGUGUGUGUGUGCUGUUAAACUAUAUAUCUCUAUUUGGAUUCAUGAUACAGACUUUAUAACUACUGUAUGUUUUUUCUCUCUGUUCUCCCUGUCCCCCUCCCUCCCUCCCCCAGGUGGUGCAGGAGGCACUGGACGUGGCUCGGCAGGGCAGGACGUGUAUCGUGGUGGCCCACCGCCUGUCCACCAUCCAGAACGCUGACCUGAUCGCUGUCUUCCAGAAGGGUGUGGUGGUGGAGCAGGGCACUCAUCAACAACUACUGUCCCAGAGAGGAGUAUACUACUCACUGGUUACCACCCAGCUGGGCCAUGGCAGAAAAUGA